AUGGCGAAGAACGAGCCAAACGUUUAUUUGUUUGUUCCUAAUCUAAUUGGAUUCUCCAGAGUUAUUCUUGUUCUGGUAUCUCUCUAUUUCAUGUCAUGGCACCCUAACUACAGUACUGUUCUGUACCUGGUUUCCAGCUUGUUGGACGCGUUUGAUGGAUGGGCAGCACGUCGUUUAGGACAGACGACGAAUUUUGGAGCCAUUUUGGAUAUGGUCACGGAUCGCUGUGCUACGUCCUGUUUGCUUUGCUUCCUUUCCUCCGCAUAUCCUAAGUAUACGGUUGUUUUCCAGCUUCUUGUUAGUUUGGAUCUUGCUAGUCACUAUAUGCACAUGUACGCAACGCUUCAUCUUGGUGCCAAGUCGCACAAAACCAUGACGAAGAAGCACAACUGGAUGCUGCGUAUGUACUACGGAAACAACAAGGUCCUGUUCUUGUUCUGUGCUGCAAACGAGAUGUUCUUUGUUGCUCUGUAUCUGCUGUCGUUUGCUCCUCGUACUCCUCCGCGUCUGGGCUACCUUGCAGUCCCUACGUUCAUUAGCAAGCGUGGAGUGCUUCCUUUGUCUUAUCCAACUCUCAUGGCUGCUGUGUGUGGACCUAUUUGCUUUGCCAAGCAGGUGAUCAAUGUCGUCCAAUUGGCUAAUGCUGCUAAUUCUCUCGUCAAGCUCGAUGUUGCCGAGAGAGUAGCUCCUAAGAAAAAGGAAUAA
Molecule: messenger RNA, 705 nt
Organism: Schizosaccharomyces japonicus yFS275
Lineage: Eukaryota; Fungi; Ascomycota; Schizosaccharomycetes; Schizosaccharomycetales; Schizosaccharomycetaceae
Product: CDP-diacylglycerol-inositol 3- phosphatidyltransferase Pis1
Exons: 2
Coding region: 1-705 (234 amino acids)
Biological process (GO): phospholipid metabolic process; lipid biosynthetic process; phospholipid biosynthetic process
Cellular component (GO): membrane
Molecular function (GO): phosphotransferase activity, for other substituted phosphate groups; CDP-diacylglycerol-inositol 3-phosphatidyltransferase activity
Source: RefSeq, a predicted model, not a curated record